AUGGACGGAGUCGUGCUUGGGCAAGGCGGGUUUGGAACCGUUCGAAUUUAUGAGGACAGGCGCGGCAAAAAGCUGGCUUUGAAAUACCUGAGCGGACGGGCAUCAGACCACGAAAGGGAGCUGAACACUUUGCGAGAAUUGAUGCACAACAACAUUGUCCGCUUCUACGAACAACCAGAAGAUUAUGAGGGAACCGACACGGGGCAGCAGUUGAUCUUUAUGGAGUAUUGUGAAAUUGGCACAUUGCGGUCUGUAAUCACUGAUAUUGAAGUGCUCUAUACGGUCAAAACCAUCAUCGACUGGGCUAAAGCGUUCUAUGACGCCUUAAAUUAUAUAGAAGGGAAAGGAAUAGUGCAUCACGACAUCGCCCCGAAAAACAUUUUCCUAACGCGUCAUUACGUCCCCAAAAUUGGUGACUUUGGAAUCAUGCGGUUGGUUGACGAUCCCGAUUUUACGCCACGAGGCACACCAGCUUACAUGCCACCAGAAGUUGUGGCGGGCAAGCCGAUACCCAGGGAGGAGCGUUUCAAGUGUGACAUUUAUGCAAUGGGCCGUGUGAUACGAGAAACGACGACACGCAGACCAUGCGCUGCUGAGGAAGGGCUAUCGGAGCAACCCAGUCCGAUUGAGCACCAACUAUAUGAACUUUUUAAAAAGGCGUGCAAUGACGACUUUUCUCUCCGACCCCGGGCCGCCGAAAUGUUUGUUUACUACGAUAAUCUGACAUCCACCUACCAGCCGCAGCUCGAUGCAAAAAUUGACGAUCUCAUCUUAAACUUUUACCAACCGCAGAAUCAUUGGUGUUACCCCAGGCUGGAGCGUGGUUACAACAAGGAGUGGAUUCCCGAUCUAUACGCCGACCUUGAUAGCCAAAAUAUCAAUCGGAUGCGCCAAGCCCUGAUUAACGAUUUCCAGGCGCAAAACCCAAAUCGCGAAUCCAUAGAGAGGGCUAAGGACUACGAAUCAGUGCUGGACCGCUACCGGUAUUUGAUCGCCAAUGAACAAGCCGGCCUCGAUCCGUUUAUGCGGCUGCUAUGGCUGAAUACGACUCUAUUAGAUUUGUACUUGAUUGGGGCGAAUGCCGCGUACGGAGAGGACCACCGUUGGAUAGAGUGGAAGGGGACGAGAUGGGACGUACGGCUUGACUUCGAGGCCAUUCGACCCUCAACGCCAAAAGCCGGCUGGCCCACCGCGCGUCAGACCAAACCCGACGGGCAAACAUUGAGACGUGCUUUGGGUGAUCGUAUCUCAUCAAUGAAGUGUUUCAAUGCAUGGCCCGUGAUUGAGGACUCUAAGGCAUUCAAGGAUGUCGCGAGCAGUUGGAAAGAUCAACCUAUGCCAAACGAAUUGACUGGCUUGCCGAUCGCUUACGUCUUCCACCCGAACCAACCACCGGUUGCUGGGGAUGUUCUGCCUUGGCCCCUCACCAAGUGGCGCUCAUGGAACGACUUCAUGACGAGGAGGGAAGCGAGCAAGGUCCCGAGGGAGGAGAUCGAGCUUUUAAUUGCUACUGAAAAUCUAAACCGAACCGACACGUCAAAUCACGCAAAGCCAACCGCAGAAGAGCACAAAUUUAUCGCAGCCCAUACGCUCUAUGAAAAGGCGUUUCGAUACUUGAUGUAUUGGGAGCUACGUGAAAUGCCCUAUAUUUUCUAUCUCCUCAUCAUGGAUCUACUAAAAGAGAUCGACAAGUGGGGCGAUCAGCUUCCGGAAUACCCAAUUUUUGUCAUGGGAAAUGAUGAUCGUUUCGGGGCGCUGCUCGUUUUGUGGGAUAAGAAAUCGCUCGAAGAACGUCCCGAAAAACCUCUGUUAAUUGGGCCUGGAUUUAAGCCCAUCGAUGUUAAUUCCGCAGUGAUCAGCUUAAAGGUCGAGUUUGCCGCCCGAAUUUUGGAUUCGCGAAACACCAGGGAGGAUGAGCACAUAUUCCGCGAUCUCGUCAGCCGGACGUAUCCUAUAAUGGGACAGAAUGUUUGUGAGGAUUGUUUUACUGGUCUAACGAUUGUGAAUUUGCGCGAGCUUCGACCGAUGCUCCAGAAAAUGAUCGACCACGCGCGCAAACUCGUAUCAUUCCGCAAUCCAUACAUGAAUGAUGAGGAAAUCAGGCUUACCGAGGCGCAGUCUAUAGAACAAAGAGCUUACGAAGAGAGCAUGCAAAUGGCCAUCGAGGACUUUUGGAGCUCACGAAACAUCAUCAAGACACAAUGGCAUGAUGGCGAGAGUGUAGUCGAGGUCCGAAUCGGCCAAGACCAGCUCUUACCCCCUGUUGGCUUGGACAGUGUUGAACCAGCGGAUUCCAAUGAUGCCCUGAAUCCGCCAGUAGCCGAGAUGACCAUCGUUGCGCAGAAGGGCAAGGGGAAAGACGAUUCGACCCUGGGGCCGCCAGGAAUUGGAGACUGGACGUUAGUUGCCCGCUCCUCGGGAGGCGAACAGACAGUCGGAGAAGCCAAAUCACCGCUGGGCCCAAAACUGAAGUUGUGGCUAAAGACGCUUGAUCUGGAUGUGCAAUUCGAUGAUGUGAUCCUGAAUUUUUAUCAGAAGGAUCAUAGCUGGUGCACCUCUCGUAUGAGACGUACCGUCAAAGAAGAUGGCUUUGAAACCAUCAUGAGUGCUUGCCACCGCGAUCCCGAGUAUAACCACGAUCUACCGGCCAUCCGUUUCCGCCAAGCAUUCUGGGAGGCCGACCUGGAUUCCCAGAAAAUUAAUGCCAUUCGCCGAGAGCUGGUUGUGCAAUUCCGGGUCGCGAUGAUG
Messenger RNA from Mesorhabditis spiculigera, 2748 nucleotides. The record is from the annotation of a GenBank genome assembly. NCBI's taxonomy places the organism in Eukaryota, Metazoa, Nematoda, Chromadorea, Rhabditida, Rhabditidae.